AUGGCAGACACCACCUCUGCAGCCGAUAGCACAUCCGCCACGCUACUUCCCGGCGGGUUCCACGCCUUCAAUCCGCAGGCCGACUUCUCAGACAACAAAGAGACCAACAAUGCGCGCCCACUUACAGACGCAGUGAUCACCAUCCGCAUUAUCAAGUCGUUCGAAUUCCGCUCGAUGAAGGCAUAUGUGCUCAAAUCCAUCGACCUCACAACAACCACUAUCGCGCAGCUUGAGCAGCUCUGUCGGAAUGAGGUAAAGACCAAUUCGAGCUUCCGCGCAUUCCGCAGCUACGCCGACCAGCUGGAUACGCUCAAGCUGUACACCCGUGCCCACGGCGCGAAGACAACCAACCUGAUUAUCAACCUCGACAAUCCCGAGUGGGUGCUCGAGAACGCGAAUCUCGCCGCGCUCGCAAAGGACGGAACGGCAAAGGAGGCGAGGACCAAGGAGAACACAACGCUCGCAGAGAUCGGCAUCGAGAAUGAGACCGAGCUCAGCUUCUUCAACAAGGAAGCGUACUUGGCGUUCUUGGCCAACCCCAACACCAAGUGGGACGCGACCGGUUGA
This is a messenger RNA of Sporisorium graminicola, 567 nucleotides long. RefSeq lists its product as uncharacterized. The record is from RefSeq and is a predicted model, not a curated record. NCBI's taxonomy places the organism in Eukaryota, Fungi, Basidiomycota, Ustilaginomycetes, Ustilaginales, Ustilaginaceae. The transcript has a single exon. Bases 1 to 567 code for a protein of 188 amino acids.